AUGGAUCCAACCGACAUCUACGGCAUUUGCAUGGGAAGCGCAAUUAUCCUUCUUGCACUUUUUUCAAUUUUUCAGCCAUUAUUACGCUCGUUGAUUGAAUACCUUCGCCGCUUCCUUCUCCGCCAAAUCAAUCUUUCUUUCCUUCCACGGUGGCUUGGAAGGGAUCUCAAGCUUUCAAGAUACUGCGGCUUAAAUGUCAUCCUCUACAUCAAUGCCAACAUAUGCCUGCUUACGAUUAACGUGGCAGAUCAGUCUGACUUCAUACGUAGGCUUGGAAGGGCGGCAAUGAUCAACCUCAUUCCUCUUUGCAUAAGUGGACGCGUCAAUCCACUCGCAAAUAUACUUUCGAUCCGAGUUGAAAGUUACCUUCUCACCCACAAAUGCAUCGGGACCGUUUUCAUCAUCGAGGCAUCACUACAUUCCAUUUUGUCCUGGACCCACGGCACGGCCAACAUUAUGAAAGGGCAGGACAAAGCGGGGCUAAUUGCUGUAAGCUCAAUGGCAGCCAUUACGUUGACCUCCAUCCCGAUCAUCUGGCGAUGGAAGUAUGAAUUUCUAGCCACUCUGCAUCUCGCGCUCGCAGCAACAGGGGUUGCAAGCCUUUGGUUUCAUCUAACACCAGCCGGUGUCUUGGAGACGCCCGGACUCUAUCUUAUCUUGACGAUAACAGCUUUUGCAUCCGUAAAAUUGAUCAGAUUAUUCAAGAUGCUACUCACGAAUAUCUCUACUGAUUCUAUCAGCACUGCAAAUAUUCAUCAGAUCGGACACGGCGUGGAAAUCCAGGUAAGUAUGCCCCGUCCUCUCAAGUACCGUGCUGGCCAGUUUGUGUUCUUGAGCAUUCCACGGCUUGCUGCGUUCCAAUUACAUCCCUUCCAGAUUGCUUGGGAGUAUUUGGGUGAAGGUGGAUGUCAGGUCAUAGUUUUCAUUAUUCAGCCGCGUCACGGUUUUACGAGCCGGCUUCGUCUGGCGGCUCCGAUGAGAGAUUAUGCGGCCUUAGUAGAAGGCCCCUAUGGAAGAUCAAUCACAACAGAACAGUACGGAACGGUUUUGCUCUUCGCCACAGGUAUUGGUAUAGCAGGACAAUUACCCUACAUGAAGGAGCAACUUCACCUUUACCGAGAGUGGCGAACGCAAACCCGACGACACGUUUUAUUUUGGGAAAUGGAGGCUGAAGGUUUGGCUCAACUUCAGUCUUGUUUUUAUAUUUUUUAA
Messenger RNA from Fusarium mangiferae, 1212 nucleotides. RefSeq lists its product as uncharacterized. Lineage: Eukaryota; Fungi; Ascomycota; Sordariomycetes; Hypocreales; Nectriaceae. Gene Ontology annotation, biological process: intracellular iron ion homeostasis; iron ion transport; copper ion import. Bases 1 to 1212 code for a protein of 403 amino acids. Gene Ontology annotation, cellular component: plasma membrane. The record is from RefSeq and is a predicted model, not a curated record. Gene Ontology annotation, molecular function: ferric-chelate reductase activity. The transcript is spliced from 2 exons.